AUGUGGAAGGUCAAAGAUGAAUUCUAUGAGCUAAGGAAGGUUCUAGAGACAGCUUCAACCAAGGAUAAAACAGUAAUUCUGACAACUUUGAACGAGGCAUGGGCAGAACCAAACUCUUUAUUUGAUCUUUUCUUAAAGAGUUUUAGAACAGGAAAUAAUACAGCACCACUUUUAAAUCAUUUGGUGGUUAUAGCAGUUGAUGAAAAAGCGUAUUCACGAUGCCAAAAGUUGGUCACUCAUUGUUAUUUUCACAAGACUAAACAAUCUUCAAAAAUGGCUCAUGAAGCUACGUUUAUGAGCCCUAUCUAUAUGGACAUGAUGUGGGAAAGAUUGGCUUUUUUACAAACCAUUUUAAGCUUGGGCUACAACUUUGUUUUCACGGAUACCGAUGUUAUGUGGUUUCGAGAUCCAUUCCCACAGUUCACUCUCGAUUCAGACUUCCAAACCUCAUGUGAUUAUUUCAACGGCAAGGAAUUCGACAUGCAAAAUACCCCCAACAACGGAUUCCUGUUUGUAAGGUCCAACACUCGAACCAUCAAAUUCUACAAAUUCUGGGUUUCUUCAAGGAACACAUAUCCUGAUUUAAAUGAACAAGAUGUUUUCAAUCAAAUAAAAAAAGGUACCCACAUACAAGAACUUGGAAUGAAAUUAAGGUUCUUGAACACAAGUUAUUUUGGAGGAUUUUGUCAACCAAGCAAAAGUAUCAAUAGGGUUUGCACCAUGCAUGCUAAUUGUUGCACGGGGUUGGACAAGAAAAUAGCUGACCUUAAUACUACACUUGAAGUUUGGAAGACUCAUCUAUUGUCUUUAAGUCUUAAUAAGGCACCAAAACGUUUAGAUUGGAAGGUCCCAAAUCAAUGUCUUUUGGGACAAAUAUAAGUAUACAAAUGUUGACUCAUUGCUUGUUUUCACCCCUUUUCGUAAUGGUUUCGAAUAGGUUUACUUGAUUUAAUUUUUUGGGUCAUAUUUUUACUUCUUGAAUCUUACAAUUGUGAGUUUGUGACGAAAAGAUAGAUAAGUUGUACUCCGAUUGUUUGUUUUGUCAAGGAUUUAUAUGUCACCUAUUAGAUAUUAUAUUAUAAUUAAUAAUACUUUUUCUAUAUUGUAAUAUGUAGUUCUCUUGUAUUUUUUUCUUUUUUAAUUGUCUAA
Molecule: messenger RNA, 1149 nt
Organism: Beta vulgaris subsp. vulgaris (sugar beet)
Lineage: Eukaryota; Viridiplantae; Streptophyta; Magnoliopsida; Caryophyllales; Amaranthaceae
Exons: 2
Coding region: 1-879 (292 amino acids)
Source: RefSeq, a predicted model, not a curated record